AUGGCCGCUGCCUUUGACGACGAGGACCUCUCCGUAUCCCUUCCUGCUUUUGACUCCGAUCGUCAACGUGAACGUUCUACCGGGACCGGUCCUCCCCCUAGCGCCGCGAAUCAUCCUGCCAUGGCGAUGCCUCCGCCCUCGCGCCCGGGCGGAAAAGGCGCUGACCCCUCCAUGCAGUCUCCGGCCACCAUGAGGGAUAUGCAGCGUCUGGAUCAGUACCAGACCAUCAAGAUCCUGGGUGAGGGCUCGUUUGGGAAGGUAAAGCUGGCGAUUCAUCAACCCAGCGGUCGGCAGGUUGCUCUCAAGAUCAUCUCCCGGCGCAAGUUGCUCUCCAGGGACAUGGUUGGUCGUGUGGAGCGGGAGAUUCAGUAUCUGCAAUUGCUGCGUCAUCCUCAUAUUAUCAAAUUGUAUACCGUCAUUGCUACCAAAACGGAUAUCAUCAUGGUCCUGGAAUACGCCGAACGAGAGCUGUUCGAUUACCUGGUCAAAAGAGGUCGAUGCAAUGACGCCGAGGCCCGCAAGUUCUUCCAACAGAUCAUCUGCGCCGUCGAGUACUGCCAUCGCCACAAGAUUGUGCAUCGGGAUUUGAAGCCGGAGAAUCUGCUCAUCGACAAGGACAAGAACGUGAAGAUCGCCGAUUUCGGUCUGAGUAAUAUCAUGACAGACGGGAAUUUCCUCAAGACGAGUUGCGGGAGCCCCAACUAUGCUGCUCCCGAGGUCAUCUCCGGCAAGCUCUAUGCCGGCCCCGAAGUCGACGUGUGGAGUUGCGGUGUGAUUCUCUACGUCCUCUUGGUCGGACGGCUUCCCUUCGACGACGACUAUAUUCCCGCCCUUUUCAAGAAGAUUGCCGCGGGCAACUUCCAUAUGCCUCCCUAUAUCUCGUCUGGAGCCGCGCGGUUGAUCCGAUCGAUGCUCCAGGUGCACCCCGUCCACCGCAUCACCAUCCCCGAAAUCCGUCAGGAUCCCUGGUUCUUGCAGGAUCUCCCCAAAUAUCUUCAGCCGCCCCCGGAAGAAUACAUCGGGACCGGUGUGGACCCCAACAAAGCGAUUGAUCCAAAAAAACUCGCGCCGGGGAAGCCUCUCUCCGUACAGCACAAGAUCCAUCAAAUCGGCAUCUCCAAAUUGGAACGCAGUAUGGGAUAUGCGCGCGAAGACAUCGAAGACGCACUCAGGAGUUCAGAGCCCAGCGCAAUCAAGGAUGCCUUCUUUAUCAUCGUGGAGAAUGAGAUGAUGCAGACCAACUCCCCCUCGGAUGAUACCUUGAUGAGUGCUCCCAUCGCUCCCUCUCCGCCGCCGAAUCGAACCCCUCUUCCUUCACCUGCAGUUGGCCGGCCCACUGCGCCCCGCCCUCAAGAGAAUCCCCCUCAUGAUAUCCUCCGCCAGCCUUCCCAGACCCCCUCGCAAGUCGAUUCGGACGAUUACGAGUCCACCCGCAUCAGUCAUGUGCGGAUCCUGCCGACCAGCUUACCCUAUGUUCAUGAUCAACUGAUGGAACAACGGGAGCGGGAACGGGAGCAACGCGCGCGCGAUGCGCAUCGACUACGUGAAGAACGUGCGCAGGCCAAUCUUGAUGACGAUCUCCACGGUGCCCGCUCCCCCGCGGAGCUGGAAGCCGGCGCGAGAGCGCUGAAGCCACAUUCUCGUAGUAUUGUCGACCUGAACGCGCUGCGCCUGGACCCCCCUGAGAUUCGUAGCGCGCCCCAUCAACCGAAGAGGACCCGCAAAUGGCAGUUCGGGAUCCGGUCGCGGAAUCAACCCUACGAGGCCAUGCUCUAUCUGUACAAAGCCAUUGCGGCACAAGGUGGAGUUUGGGAGAUCGAGCCUUCCGAAACAGAAGGUACGCCAAUUGGAGCUUCCCCGCCCACUGGAGAAAGACCACUGCAGAGCAAGUAUCCCGACCUGCCAGCGGACUACUACAUCCCCAAGGAUUCCUGGUUCAUUCGCGCCCGUCUUCUCAAGCAAGGGAUCAAAGCCCCCGGACGAUCUGCUAGCGUACAGAGCAGCAAGAGUGACCUGGAAGACCUCCGCCGUCGCUUCAACAUCUCGAACCUGUCUCGCUCCGCCGAGGAGAAGAAUCCUUUCAAUCCGGACAGCGGCACCAGCUCUGGCCCCUCUUCCGCAAACCAGGCGUAUCUGCACGGACGGAUUUCGCACGGUGUCUGGGUGUUUGUCGACAUCCAGCUGUAUCAACUAGAGCAGAGCAACUACAUGGUCGACUUCAAGUGCGACGGAUACCAAAAUGUGAUCCGCGGCGAGGGCGACACGGAAUGGCACCCGAUCAGCAAGCGAUACCGCAACAAGGAGAAGGAGGUCACGAGUCCGUACCCCUUCCUGGAUGUCGCGUCGGAUCUGGUGGCCCAGUUGGCCGUGGCCAGCUAG
This is a messenger RNA of Aspergillus clavatus NRRL 1, 2379 nucleotides long. Its product is annotated as SNF1 family serine/threonine-protein kinase. The transcript is spliced from 4 exons. Lineage: Eukaryota; Fungi; Ascomycota; Eurotiomycetes; Eurotiales; Aspergillaceae. Gene Ontology annotation, molecular function: ATP binding; protein serine/threonine kinase activity. The record is from RefSeq and is a predicted model, not a curated record. Gene Ontology annotation, cellular component: cytoplasm. Gene Ontology annotation, biological process: protein phosphorylation; intracellular signal transduction. The coding region runs from base 1 to 2379 and encodes 792 amino acids.